GAACGCCCACUUGGAGGGCAAAAGACACAAUUUCAACUGCCGGUCCGCUGCCCGCCAGCUACUUUUCUUUGCUAGCUUUGGCUUAACUUUUACCAAAAUGCCAGAUAGUUGUUGUGCAAUUGGCUGCACAAAUCGACGAGGAGACAAGCCUGGGUUGUGCUUUUACAGAAUCCCGUCUGAGAAAGAAAACCCAGAGAGGAGGAGGUUGUGGAUAUGUGCCUUGAGACGUGCCUCCGUCCCUGGGGAAAACAAACAAUGGCAACCAUCCAAGUACACACGUCUUUGUAGCGAACAUUUCAUCAAAGGUGCCAAAUGUGACAACCCGUUGUCCCCUGACUGGGUUCCAUCCAUCUUCUCACACAUUCCAGCCACCAAGAAGAGGAAAAGGGAGAAAGACAUGGAAAGGUAUGAGCAGCACAGCAGAAUGAAGAACAAGAGGGUGGAGGAGAAAAAGAAGAAAGAUGCAGUGGAUGUCCUCCUUGACCUGUCAUCAGUACCAGAUGCUGGACCUGCGCCACCUGCUGUGGAUGAACAACAGUGUGACAACAAGCCAUGCAAGGAAAACAUUGCAAGAUUACAAAGGGAGUGUAAUGACCUCAGGGAGGAAAACCGUAAACUGAAAGAAAUUAUUAAAUCAGGAACAUUUGAUGAACUGGCUUUUGAAAAAGAUGAUGAUAAAGUGAAGGCAAUGACUGGAAUCCCCUCAUAUUCAAAGUUACAAGUAGUUUUAACAUUUGUGUUUUCAUUUCUGCAGACUGGUACAAACCUCUCUCCCUUCCAACAAAUUCUGUUAACUCUUAUGAGGCUGAAAAUGAACCUUCCCCUGUCAUUGCUUGGUUGUAUGUUUAAGAUCUCAAUUCCCACUGCCAGCAGAACAUUUAGAAGCACCAUUGAAGUGCUGAAUGCAAGACUUGCUCCACUUUUGUUUUGGCCAAAUCGAGAGGAGCUUCAGUUGUCAAUGCCUAUGAUAUUUAGACAGGUUUUUUCGUAAAUGUGCUUGUAUUAUUGACUGCUUUGAAAUUUUUAUUGAAAGGCCUAGAAACCUAAGAGCACGAGCACAGACAUACUCAAAAUACAAACAUCACCAUACCAUGAAAUAUCUAAUUGGCAUUACACCACAAGGAACAGUUUAUUUUAUAUCAAAAGGAUGGGGUGGGAGAACAUCAGACAAACACUUGACUGAAAGAAGUGGAUUUUUGGAUCACCUCAACCCAGGUGAUGUCAUACUAGCUGAUAGAGGGUUUGAUGUGGCAGACUCAGUUGGUCUGUACAAUGCUGAGCUUAAGAUCCCAGCUUUCACUAGAGGCAAAAAGCAGUUGGGUCCAGUGGAAUUAGAGUCCACACGAGGACUUGCAUCAGUUAGGAUACAUGUGGAAAGAGUUAUCGGUGAGGCAAGGAAUCGGUACACCAUACUUCAAAGUACAAUUGGGAUUCAAAUGUGUGAAGCUGAGCAUCCUGAAGGUCUUACACCUCUAGAUAAAAUAGUCUGUGUGUGCUGUGCCCUGACAAAUUUGUCUCCUUCAAUUAUUCCUUUGGGUUGAACAUGAGAAGAAACUUUAAUAACAGUGAAGUCACUGUUAUUUCCAUCAAUGAAAUAAGGACAGUGACAAAAAUGAAUUCAUACUUUUAAUAUUUUAGUGUUUUAUUACCUUUUUACAAUUUUUUUCUAUGAAUUAUUGGUCCUAUUGUAAUAAAUAAUUUGUUUUUGUAAAGUGAUUGAAAAAUCCUUGAAAUGUAACAUUACAAAAGAGUGGCAACCCUGUAAAUAACUAUAUACAAAACGGUACUGUGUGUGUAUGUAUAUAUGUAACUUACUAUAUACAUCUAUAUACAAAACUACUGUGUGUAUGUAUAUAUGUAACUAUAUACAUCUAUAUACAAAACUUUACUGUGUGUAUGUAAAUAUGUAACUAUAUACAUCUAUAUACAAAACUACUGUGUGUAUGUAUAUAUGUAACUAUAUACAUCUAUAUACAAAACUGUACUGUGUGUAUGUAUAUAUGUAAUUAUAUACAUCUAUAUACAAAACUGUACUAUAUAUCUAUCUGUCUAUAUACAUCUAUCUAAAUAUUUUCUAUACACACCUGUGUUGAAUAAAACACUUACACUUUG
Molecule: messenger RNA, 2112 nt
Organism: Gadus macrocephalus (Pacific cod)
Lineage: Eukaryota; Metazoa; Chordata; Actinopteri; Gadiformes; Gadidae
Product: THAP domain-containing protein 1-like
Exons: 2
Coding region: 98-991 (297 amino acids)
Source: RefSeq, a predicted model, not a curated record